UAAUAUUAAUGGAGAAUAUAUUUGAAGAGAGAUACAUAGCAUAGCCAUAAUUACGCAGCAGCACAAAUUGAGACAAGACGGUUAGUUCAUUCAUUCAAUCAUACAUUCCAUACGUAGAACGAACGAGCAGAACCCUCUCUCCCUUUCGCCGCACCACCCAUUCAUCGUUUCUCCGAUCAUUCCGAUUCUCUUCCUCAUUCCAGUUUUUUUUCAAUCAAUCCUGUGUGAUUCCACAGCUUUAAUCCCAAUUUGCAGUUUGCGAAAUGGCAUGCUCGGCCAUGGCCAAGGUUAUCAAUCAUCCUCUUUCAAUCGCUUCUUCCAGAUCCUCCCAAAAGCCUGAUUCUCCAUGUAAAUCGCUGCAUUCUUCUUCUUUCCUCGGUUCCUUCAAAUCUCCAGGAAAGAGGCUGUUCGCUGUUCACAAGAGGGGGGUCCCGUCCCUGAAUCGCCCAUCCGCCAACGUUGCUGCGGUCUCCUCGGAUGUCGUUGAGGAGACGACGCUCAAAUCCAGCUCUGCCGCCCCCAAAUUGCCCAUAUGUAGAGACGAAUGCUUGGUAUUAUACGAGGACAUGGUGUUGGGAAGAGCAUUCGAGGAUAUGUGUGCUCAGAUGUAUUACCGCGGCAAAAUGUUUGGAUUCGUUCAUCUGUACAACGGCCAAGAAGCCAUAUCGACUGGUUUCAUCAAGCAAUUAAAGAAGCAAGAUUGUGUGAUCAGCACGUAUCGCGAUCAUGUACACGCAUUGAGCAAGGGUGUCCCGCCUCGUGAGGUCAUGAGCGAGCUCUUUGGCAAGGCCACUGGUUGCUGCAGGGGCCAGGGCGGCUCGAUGCACAUGUUCUCCAAGGAGCACAAUGUUCUAGGUGGCUUUGCCUUCAUUGGAGAAGGCAUUCCAGUUGCGACCGGGGCUGCCUUCACGAGCAAGUAUAAGAGAGAAGUUUUGAAGGAGGAUUGUGACCAUGUUUCUUUGGCUUUUUUUGGAGACGGGACUUGCAAUGUUGGCCAGUUCUACGAAUGUCUGAACAUGGCUGCGUUAUGGAAGCUUCCUAUUGUGUUUGUUGUCGAGAAUAAUUUGUGGGCAAUUGGGAUGUCCCAUUUAAGAUCGACGUCUGAUCCUCAAAUCUGGAAGAAAGGUCCUGCAUUUGGGAUGCCGGGGGUCCAUGUCGAUGGUAUGGAUGUAUUGAAGGUGAGAGAUGUCGCAAAGGAGGCUAUUGGAAGGGCUAGAAGAGGCGAAGGUCCUACCCUGGUUGAAUGCGAGACCUACAGAUUCCGAGGACACUCUUUGGCUGAUCCUGACGAGCUUCGCGACCCUGCUGAAAAGGCUCAUUACGCGAAAAGAGAUCCAAUCGCUGCAUUGAAGAAGUACAUGCUUGAAACCAAACUGUCGAACGUAGGAGAGCUGAAGGCCAUUGAGAAGAGCGUCGAUGAAAGAAUUGAAGAUGCAGUAGAGUUUGCAGAUAAAAGCCCAGCUCCUCACCGUAGCCAGUUGCUGGAGAACGUAUUCGCCGACCCCCGGGGAUUCGGAAUCGGACCUGACGGAAAAUACAGAUGUGAGGAUCCUAAAUUUACUGAAGGCACUGCUCAGGUCUAAAUGAACUGCUGCAAUUCCGGCAAGGUAGGCUUCUACUUAGCAAUAAUUUUUGGUGCAUUUAGGAUAUAUAUAUAUAUAUAUAUAGAUAGAUAGAUAGAUACAUUAUCUAUAUACAGGUAAUGUAGGUCUUGUUACUUUUAUAUAUUUAAAUAUCUAUUACGCGAGAAUCAGCAACUGCUACUUAUUAAAUGUACUAUCCAUGAAGUGAUUUAUGAGCCAUCCUAAUAAGGGAGUUGCACCGGAGCCAGUGUUAUUUUGCCGAGGGGGCUAAACAGUUACACUAAGGUCGAAAAAAUCA
This is a messenger RNA of Andrographis paniculata, 1881 nucleotides long. RefSeq names its product pyruvate dehydrogenase E1 component subunit alpha-3, chloroplastic-like. Gene Ontology annotation, cellular component: intracellular membrane-bounded organelle. The transcript has 3 exons. Gene Ontology annotation, molecular function: pyruvate dehydrogenase (acetyl-transferring) activity. NCBI's taxonomy places the organism in Eukaryota, Viridiplantae, Streptophyta, Magnoliopsida, Lamiales, Acanthaceae. The record is from RefSeq and is a predicted model, not a curated record. The coding region runs from base 264 to 1583 and encodes 439 amino acids. Gene Ontology annotation, biological process: pyruvate decarboxylation to acetyl-CoA.